Messenger RNA from Falco peregrinus (peregrine falcon), 5425 nucleotides. It is a transcript of the gene UBE3C, whose product is annotated as ubiquitin protein ligase E3C. The coding region runs from base 216 to 3572 and encodes 1118 amino acids. Lineage: Eukaryota; Metazoa; Chordata; Aves; Falconiformes; Falconidae. The transcript is spliced from 24 exons. Gene Ontology annotation, biological process: ubiquitin-dependent protein catabolic process; protein polyubiquitination. Gene Ontology annotation, molecular function: ubiquitin protein ligase activity; protein binding. The record is from RefSeq and is a predicted model, not a curated record.
GGCCGGGCCGCCGUGAGGGGAGAAGCCCCGCGGGGGCGGGCAGCGGGGGCUAGCCGGCGGCGGGCGGGCGGGCCGCGGGGUGCCAGCCCGGGGGGUUCGCGCCUCCCCGGGGCCGGCGCCGGCCCCUCCGCUCGCCCCUGCCGGCCGGCCGGCGCCCCCUUUGCGGGGUCAGCUCGGGGGGCUGGACCCCGCUCUAGAUGGGAUAAGCUGUAAACAUGUUUAGCUUUGAAGGGGAUUUCAAAACGAGGCCCAAGGUGUCUCUCGGAGGAGCGAGUAGGAAGGGAAAGUCUUGCGUGGGCCCGCCUCGUUGGAGAGAUGGGGGGAGAACAACAGCCUUACACAACUCGAGAUCAACGCAGAUUGCUGGGGGAGGCUUCACCCACGAAGAAAAGGCUUCUCUCCUGCAUCGUACUCAGGAAGAAAGGAGGAAACGAGAGGAAGAGAGGCGGAGGCUGAAAAAUGCAAUAAUAAUCCAGUCAUUUGUAAGAGGGUACAGAGACAGAAAACAUCAAUACUCUAUCCAAAGAAGUGAAUUUGAUCGCUGUGCUAAUUUGGCCCAAUCUGGAGGAACCUUUUCCACUGCUAAUGGAGCCAAUUUGACUCUUUUAGUUCGUCAGUUACUCUUUUUCUAUAGACAGAAUGAGGAUUCUAAGCGUUUGGUAUGGAUGUGUCAGAAUUUAAUUAAACAUAGUUCUCAGUUUGUUAAGCAAUUGGAUCGUCCAGACAGACUUACUUGCUUAUUCCAAAUAAAGAGACUGUUGGGGCUGUGUUGCAGGUUAUUGCAAAAUUGCAAUGAUGACAGUCUGAAUGUUGCACUUCCUAUGAGAAUGCUUGAGGUAUUUUCAUCUGAGAAUACGUAUUUGCCUGUUUUACAAGAUGUCAGCUAUGUGACAUCAUUAAUUGAACAAAUUUUGCACUACAUGAUUCAAAAAGGCUACUACAAGUCGCUUUAUUUGUUAAUUAACAAUAAGCUUCCCUCGAGUAUUGAGUAUUCUGAUGUUUCUCGAGUCCCUAUUGCAAAAAUACUUCUGGAGAAUGUUCUGAAGCCGUUGCACUUUACAUAUAGCUCCUGUCCAGAAGGUGCAAGGCAGCAGGUUUUUGCAGCCUUCACAGAGGAGUUUCUGGCAGCACCUUUUACAGAUCAGAUAUUCCAUUUCAUCAUUCCAGCGCUUGCUGAUGUGCAGACCAUUUUCCCUUACGAACUCUUUCUGAAUGCACUAUUAUUAGCAGAAAGUGGAUGUUUGAGAAGAAGUGAUCAAGCCCCGUGGCUUUUUUACUUUGUGUUAACAGUUGGAGAAACAUAUUUGGGAUCCCUUUCAGAGGAAGGACUUCUUGUCUAUUUGAGGGUACUCCAAACUUUUCUCUCUCAGCUGCCUGUGUCUAGUGCUGGUACGAAUUGUCAAGAUGCAAAUAGUGAUUCUGAAGAUGAGGAUGAAGAGAUCAGUAAAAUGACAUCUACAGCAGGUGAUGGGAGAAUAUCAGUUCAGUACAUAACUGAGGAGUGUCUAAAGAAAUUGGAUACAAAGCAGCAGACAAACACUCUACUGAAUAUGGUUUGGAGAGAUUCAGCUAGCGAAGAGGUCUUUACCCUGAUGGCAUCAAUCUGCCACACACUAAUGGUACAACAUCGGAUGAUGGUGCCAAAAGUCAGGCUUCUUUAUAGUUUAGCCUUUAAUGCCAGAUUCCUGAGGCAUCUUUGGUAUUUGAUAUCUUCAAUGACUACACGAAUGAUUACAGGGUCUAUGGUGCCACUCCUUCAAGUGAUUUCAAGAGGCUCUCCAAUGUCUUUAGAAGACUCUAGUCGAAUUAUCCCUCUCUUUUACCUUUUUAGUUCUUUGUUUAGUCAUUCACUUAUUUCUAUUCAUGAUAAUGAAUUCUUUGGUGAUCCAAUAGAAGUUGUAGGUCAGAGACAAUCAUCAAUGAUGCCUUUUACGCUAGAAGAGCUUGUAAUAUUAUCACGCUGCCUUCGAGAUGCAUGUUUAGGAAUCAUAAAGUUGGCUUACCCAGAAACAAAACCAGAGGUUCGUGAGGAAUAUAUUGCAGCAUUUAGAAGUGUUGGAGUAACCAAAAAUACGGAAAUGCAGCAAUGUAUACAGACAGAACAAAAAAGGUGGAUUCAGUUAUUCAAGGUCAUCACAAAUUUAGUGAAAAUGUUGAAAUCUAGAGAUACCAGGAGAAAUUUCUGCCCGCCAAAUCACUGGCUCUCGGAACAAGAAAAUAUUAAAGCAGAUAAGGUUACACAGCUGUAUGUGCCAUCUGCCCGACAUGUCUGGAGAGUCAGAAGAAUGGGAAGAAUAGGACCAUUGCAGUCUACUUUGGAUGUGGGCUUGGAACCAGCACCUCUUUCUGUAUCUGAAGAACGACAACUUGCAAUUCUGACAGAGCUACCUUUUGUAGUUCCUUUUGAAGAAAGAGUAAAGAUUUUUCAAAGACUGAUCUAUGCUGAUAAACAAGAAGUUCAAGGAGAUGGGCCGUUUUUGGAUGGAAUUAAUGUCACUAUCAGAAGAAAUUACAUUUAUGAAGAUGCUUAUGAUAAACUUUCUCCUGAAAAUGAACCUGACCUAAAAAAGCGCAUUCGUGUUCACUUACUUAAUGCACAUGGUCUUGAUGAAGCUGGUAUUGAUGGUGGUGGAAUUUUCAGAGAAUUUCUGAAUGAACUACUUAAAUCAGGAUUUAACCCUAACCAGGGAUUUUUUAAGACCACCAAUGAGGGCCUUCUUUAUCCUAACCCUGCUGCACAGAUGCUUGUUGGAGACUCUUACGCCCGACAUUACUACUUUCUUGGAAGAAUGCUUGGAAAGGCUCUUUAUGAAAAUAUGCUGGUGGAGUUGCCAUUUGCUAGUUUUUUCCUCUCAAAAUUACUGGGGACAAGUGCUGAUGUGGACAUUCAUCAUUUAGCUUCACUAGAUCCAGAAAUGUACAAAAAUUUGCUUUUUCUCAAGAGCUAUGAAGGCGAUGUGGAAGAACUUGGACUAAACUUCACUGUGGUAAACAAUGACCUUGGGGAAGCCCAGGUGGUUGAACUGAAGCCAGGUGGAAAAGAUAUUCCUGUUACCAGUGCUAACCGAAUCGCGUACAUCCAUCUGGUGGCAGACUACAGGUUAAACAAACAAAUUCGACAGCAUUGCCUUGCUUUCCGUCAGGGACUGGCCAAUGUUGUGAAUCUUGAAUGGCUUCGAAUGUUUGAUCAACAGGAAAUACAGGUUCUGACUUCUGGUGCCCAGGUUCCUAUUAGUUUGGAUGACCUUAAAUCUUUCACAAACUAUUCGGGUGGCUACACAGCAGACCAUCCUGUAAUCAAAAUAUUCUGGAGAGUUGUAGAAAGCUUCACUGAUGAAGAGAAACGCAAGCUACUCAAGUUUGUAACAAGCUGCUCUCGACCACCUCUUCUGGGGUUUAAGGAGUUAUAUCCUGCCUUUUGCAUUCACAAUGGAGGAUCUGAUUUAGACAGGCUACCUACUGCCAGUACCUGCAUGAACUUGCUGAAGCUUCCUGAGUUUUAUGAUGAAAAUCUUAUGCGAAGCAAGCUUCUUUAUGCCAUUGAAUGUGCUGCUGGAUUUGAAUUAAGCUGAGUCGAACUGAUGCUUAUUUGGAUGAUCUGCAGAGGAACUAACCAGUGCCUACUCUAUAAGCAGCACCCUACCCAAGCAGUUUUAAGGGAAUUCUGUCUAGAUUUCUGCAGCUCUUGUGUCUUACUGAAUGCCCUCAAAUAGGUUUCAUUUUUAAACAUUAUUUCUUAGUUAGCUUUCAUUAAUUAAUAUUACAUUGACACUGCUUUAUGAUUGAAAACAAUGAAUGCUGUGUGCAGUGUGGUUGUUUUCUGUGUUUAUGCGAAGAAAGAGCACAUUUAAAGAACAGUGACAUCUCAGUGAAAUUAACCAAAGAUGAAGCUUUGGCUUUGUGCUGUUCAAACAUAAAUAAUUUCACAAACUGGCAAUAAAGUUGUGUACCAUGCAGCGCAUUGGGAUGAGACAGGGCUAACAGCCUGUAAUUAAUCUCUUAGAGGGAAGUGAAGCAGAUGUUUGCAGAUAUCCCAGAACUGAGAGGAUGAAAAUGCUCAUUACUGAUAACCUAACAUCUUUAUCUUUACUUAUGUUGUAGAAUUGUUUACAAAUCAUAGUUUUUGCAGAACUGAUUUUAUUUUAUACUACCUUCCCUCAAGAUGGUAGGCACUGAGAUAAAUAGUUUAUAAUAUUCCAUUUGUGCUUUCUGAAAUACAUUGGAGAAAUUGGAUUUACAUUAUUUUAAGUUCAACCUUUGGCUGUGUCAUUAUCACUUGAACACUGUCGUAAAUGGAUGUGACUAUCCAUGUUUGUUCUGUUUCUGUCUUUUGUGCCUGUACAGAUUUUUUUUUUAAUGUAUCAGACGCCUAUUGCAUACACAGUACAUACAAAAGUCAUCACUUUGGAAAAAUAUACGUGUAACAACUAUUAAAAUUAUUUGAACCAAAGUUAUCAGGCUUUAUCUUUUAUAUUUGAAGCCUGUGGUGUUCACAUUCCUUUUCCCUAUGGUUUCUUUCCAUCUUAAAUAUCAUAUCUGUGCUGUAGACACUAGUCAAAUUCCUUAUUUUUUUGUGAUUAAACAGCUUUUACAUCCCUCUGCCUGCAGUACUUCUGCUAAGAAAAGUAGGUGGGAAUAUGCUGCUUUAAUGUAAUUUGAUAUCUGGGAAAAAAAUUGCUUUCAUAUGUGUGGGAGUCAUCUUGCGAGAGACGGGACACAGCACACCAAUAUGAUGCUCUGUAAAGUCAGUUUACUCUAUCAAAAGGCGAUUCUUUUAUACAGUUCUGAUUUCCGUACAUGUGCAAACCUUAAUGUUGAUUGUUGCAUACGAUGUACACACGCUUUAAAACCUCUCAUUAUUGGCUAUGUCCAUUGACGUCUAUAAAACCUCAUCCUCAUUUAACAUCCUCGUUCUAACAUUUUACUUCCUCCUUAUCUGAUGUCAGAAUUGCCACAUCAGCGCUUUGUGACCGUUCAUCAACCUUUAUCCUUUACCUUAAAUCUUCUUCCAUGGCCCAGGCCACUACACAUAUGGAAGGGACUGAUCUUCUAGUAGUAGGCACAUUGUUGGGUAUUCAUAUGCAAACUGUAGUCAACUAAAAAAAAAGGAGUUAUACUUUAAACUGUAAGAUUCAUAAAUGCAUCCCUCUGAACCUUAGUUUUAUAUUCUAAAUCAUCAAAAUUUACAAUCAAAUUUGUAUUCAUCUCUUAUGCAAAAAAAUAUUUUGCUGUUACUGGAAACUGUUUGAUUUCAUAUUUAAUAAGCAGUAACCAGCAAUAUCCUUUUAAAUGUGGGGAAACUGAGUGAUUUAAGAUGUUUACUAGUAACCAUAUAAAAAUGUAUAAUUUCUUAAUUUGGGUAAUGAAGUGUUAAAAUACUAUUUGUAGUCUUGAUGUACAGAAAUAAAAUGAUUGGUUUUCUUUU